Messenger RNA from [Torrubiella] hemipterigena, 5495 nucleotides. The record is from the annotation of a GenBank genome assembly. NCBI's taxonomy places the organism in Eukaryota, Fungi, Ascomycota, Sordariomycetes, Hypocreales, Clavicipitaceae.
GGCCUUUACCCCUCCAUAACUCGUCACUGCUAAAAAAAAAUUAGCCGCUUCGAUUUCCCUCAAUCAGCCCGAGAUAUAGUCGACAGCAGCUCCUCCCGACUCUAAUCUGCUUCAUUACGACAUCUUUGGCUUAGUCCACUCGACUCUCCAUGCAUAUUCUCAUCACCAACGAUGAUGGCCCGCCAUCGUCCCAUUCGUCGCCCUAUGUUCACUGUCUAGUUGAGCAUCUAAAGGCCGCCGGCCACAUAGUCUCUGUGUGUUUGCCACACACACAGAGGUCUUGGAUUGGAAAGGCACAUAUUAUUGGACAAACAUUGAAGCCGGUCUAUUAUCGACCAUCAGCAUCAUUGCACGGCGAGGGUGAUCAAGGAACCACGCAUACCCAGCCAAAAGCUAACGGCGAUGGCGAUGAAUGGGUCUUGAUUGAUGGGACACCUGCUUCGUGCACGCAAAUUGGGCUGAAUCACUUGUUCAAGGAUAAGGGCCCUGUUGAUUUAGUUGUCAGCGGACCCAACUAUGGCCGAAAUACGACUGCUGUAUUUGCGCUCAGCUCGGGCACUAUGGGAGCUGCUCUUGAGGGCGCCGCCUUGCGAAAGAAGUCGAUUGCUCUCAGCUUCGCUUUCUUCACCAGAAAUCAUGAUCCUGUGAUUAUUGAAGCUGCUUGCAAGCACAGUGUCAGAGUUAUUGAAGCUCUUUACAAACAAUGGCCAUCAGAUAAUAGCGCUGAUCUUUAUAGUGUUAACGUCCCCCUUGUGGAAGGCGUGGAGACACACAAAACUAUCUUCACUGAGAUACUUCAGAACUACUGGACAGAUGGUGGUUGUUUCACCGAAGUCGAAGAUGGCGCUCCUGACAGUGUCGAUGCUGAAGAGCAACUGCGACAAGAACAGGAGGGAGGCGCCCCGGCUGCAGGCUAUAAACGCAAGUGUUACAAAUGGGCUCCAAAGUUCACCGAUGUUUACAAGAGUGUUGAGGAUGGCGGACCGGGUAGCGAUGGCUGGGUUGUCCAGGAGGGUAACACGAGUGUAACACCGUUAAAGGCCAACUUCGCCAUGAGCCGAACUGAUAAGCUUCAAAAAGAGCUGGAACUCGAAGAUGUAAACGAAAAUGCGCUACCUCGUGAGAAAGAGACGUCCAACCAAGAAGAACCUCAACUUAGGGCGCUUAUUGCGUACGAAGACGAAUAUGUCCAGCCGCUAAUCUUAAAUGCAUUCGAAUCUCUCUUGCCGAAAGACUUAGUCCAAAUAACAUCAACAUUAGAGUCUGAGAACGGUGAAGUUUCUGCUGAGAAGUGGCUGGCGUCAGCUAACUGUCGAGCUUUGCAAAUCACGCCGUACGAAACCAUUGAUUUCGAAUAUGCAACGUCUCAUGAUGAGUCCUACUUGAUCAACAGUUAUAUGAUCCGCAAAGCGCUCAUCCGAAAACACUACAUUUCGACGACGAUGGACCACUGGGUCGCCAAGAACCCAACCUCAGUCCUUAAAAGGCAUAUGAAGAGAAGCGAUGCUUUUGAGGUCGACUAUGCAGAGUUUUUAGAUGAUGCUCUGAUAGAGGCAUUUGACUUGCGAGAAAGCCUUGACAGAAACGAAGCGGUUGAAAACGAGCGGGACAAAGAAUGGUGGAUUUUGAAGCCUGGAAUGAGUGAUCGAGGUCAAGGGAUUCGCCUAUUCAGUACCAUGGAUCAAUUGCAAGAAAUCUUCGAUACAUGGGAGGCUGAGCGUCCGGAUAGCGAUGAAGAAGAUGAGAUUGAGGAUGCUGAUAGAGAUACUACUGGCGACGAAGCUGGUGACUACAUCACAGCAUCUCACCUUCGACAUUUCGUCGCCCAACCAUACAUUCACCCGCCAUUGGUGAUGGGGGAAGGUGGCCACAAAUUUCACAUCAGAACCUACGUACUAUGUGUUGGAAGUCUUCAAGUAUACGUUUACAAACAUAUGCUGGCACUCUUUGCCGCGAAACCAUAUUCUCCUCCGUGGGAGUCGCCCGAUGACCUCGAAACCUUUCUCACGAAUACUUGCAUCCAGGAAUCUCCGAAUGACAACACUGUACAACGCUUCUGGAACCUGCCUUUGCCGAAGGAAAGGCUUGAUGCCAUUUUUGAGCAGAUUUGCGGUGUUACUGGCGAGAUUUUCGAAGCUGCUGCUCGCGCGAUGCCAAUUCACUUCCAAACAAUGCCCAAUGCUUUUGAGGUUUUCGGGUUGGACUAUUUAGUUGACGCCGAUGGAACUGCAUGGCUUCUCGAAAUCAACGCAUUUCCUGAUUUCAAACAGACGGGAGGAGAUCUGCAAGAAAUCGUCCAGGGCUUUUGGAAAGGAGUUGUCAGGGAAGCCGUAGUGCCAUUUUUUGGCAUUAACCAGGCAGCCCUGUUGUCUACAGACGGAUCUGAUGAUAUGGUCCCAGUUCGAAAGGUUGAUCUUGGUAGAAGAUGAAAACAACUAAUCCAAGCUUGUUCAGAAUGAUGAUGUCAAUUGAUUCUGCCACAAGUGUGUCCAAGAGGCCUCCCGAGCUUGGCAUCUACGCCGCUGCUUGGCGAAGUGUUGCCAACGCAAACAAAUCGUGUCGGGGACUGAAAGCCUGGUAACUUGAACGGAUUCAUGUCUGUCUCAAUGAAAUAACCUAUGUCUUUGUGGAAAUUAUCACCCCCACACUCCUGUGAUGUCAGGUGUAAUUAACACCGGUCUAUGGGAACGGAUUAUCCCCGACGUGCUUCGCGAACCGAGGACCGAAGAGAGCAAACUAGCUGGUAUUGACACACCCAGUUUGUGAUCGAGGCUGUGCAAGACGGAUCCAUGUUUGAAUUUAGCCGCUAAACGGAUAUUCGCCUCUGGUGGGCUUUGCCAAAAGGAUCUCAGGCACUUUUGAGCCAACUGAGUCCGCUGAUGCCACACCACAGGGAGAUGGCUGAAUGAUUUCCCACAGAUUAUAUGAACUUGGCAUUAUUGAACAUAGUACCUACAUAUAUAUAUAUGCCUAGACAUGCAAUUGAUCAAUUAAACAUGAUAUAGUGCAGUCGCCCACUAUACUUGACUCAGGCCCAACGAGAAUGCUUCUGCGUAGAGAGAACAUUGACGAACAAGGCUCCCUGGCUAAAAGCCGCCCCACUAAAUAAGCAUGGCCCUGACUGAGCGUGACGAACUUUUGAUAACCGCUCCCAAAUACAUGGGCAUGCAUUGCUAAAGCCGACAUGAGGAUGCGUUAUUUAUUUAUUCAUUCGCUAACGCUCUCAAGCUCCGACCGUGCGCUAAGUGCUUUACUCAGUAAAACAGGCUCAGCGGUAGGUGGAGGCAUUGAGGCUGUGCAGAGCCGCAUUAGGCAAGAGGUUUUGGAACAUCAAGUGCAAGAUCGCGGAGCGGGGAACCAAGUCGGGAGGCUUAAGCAUUUUGUUUGCUAGUGUUUUGCUUUGUAAUAUCUGUAAUUUUGGAUGAUUUCUUGUAUCAAACUCUCUCUCGACGCGGCAAGCUCUCUGAAAAUACGGCGCUGUGACCUGUAUAGUUCAGCAUGUACCCUGUAGCAUCAUACUCUGGCUCAAUUUCACUUUUGAGCAAGUUAUACUUUGAUCAUGGAACUGUAAAAAUCCACCAUAAUUUCGCACGAAUCAAAGUAGAGGUAAUGCACCUCGAUUUACUACGGUCGAACAAAAAUUGUUGGGUGGUGCUAUCUGACGAUCCCGUGAGUGAGAUCGUUGAGCGAGACUGAACUUCCUUCACAAACGGAUAAAUAUUGGUCAUAAAUAUUGACAGCUUAUUGUAGUCGGUGCCUUUGUAAAACACCAACCCCUCAUUGAGGCAGUGCAGCAUCCUUCACAUGUCGCCUUCACUAAGACCGUGUUGCGGCAUACCGUGCCGUGUACUGCGGGCGUCCGGUGAACUAAGCGAAGUGAUAAUUACGAAGAUGACAUAAUGCCACCGCACCCAAUAGUGCUAAAAUAGGUAAAACUUGGGCUCUCAUUAACGAGGCUGUGUAUGCAUUUAUGAAGCUCGCCUGGUAAUGUAGCAUGGAUCUGGAACAUAUGCGUCUGACACUAUGGUUGAUGUCUGCAGAGGCCGGCUGUAAUCAGACAUGUGCGUUUGUCGAUAUCAAAGGAUUUUUCUUAUGAACCAAGCUUUCAGCGUAGUCAAGGGGUGUAUAUACGCCAUCAUCUCCGUUAGAUACUGUCAGGAAUCGAUGACGAUCACGGCGGCCAAGAGUAUUUGUGUUACAAAGAAGGCUAGCGACGGGCAACACACACACGUGUGCAGGUGUACAGCCUCAUUCAACGGACCAGAUACUCGGUUGUAAUCGUAUAUGGAAUCAAUACGAUGUUCUUGCGGUGGCCAAAUGCCCACUUGAGCUCGAGAUGAUGGCGUCACCUACCCGGCUGUGUCUCGUGUAGUGAGGAAGGUUUCGCCGUGUCAACCAUCGCACGCAGUAAUUAGGUUACCUUUAGCCAAAAGACUUUAGAAUGCCAUCAAGGCAGAUCAGAGAUGGAAAGAAGCGUCGUUUUUGCCAUGGUGACGAAAGCAAUGGCGGCUGUGCGAACUGGAGGCCGCCGUGGCGACUUCGUCGGCGGACAGACGUAGCUUUACGAAUCGAUGUGAUGCGAUGAUUUGGAACCUCGGACUAUGAUGAGUAGAAAAUGCAGUCCUUCCAAGAAGAGUUCUUUGAUCGGCGCCCGGAAAUUGGCGCAUAUACUUCUGAGAUGAGAUCAAUUCUGUGAAUAGUGUGCCAUGGCGGAGGUACCGCAGAGGACGUGUAAAACAAUUACUGUGGUUUGUCGACGAAGCAACGGCGCCCGCCGACGGGCCCGCAGGGGUGCUUUUUGCCUAAAACAGAGAGCCCACUCGCUAAACUGAGCAUGAAAUUCGAAAGAAAAAGAAAAAUGAAAAAGAAAGGAAAAUUCUAUUAAAGCGCCACAUGCUUGGGCCAAGACCUUCAGCGCUUGGCUUCACCCAAGCCUCCCUAUAGCGAAUGUCUGAGCUGGGCAGGGUUUUGUGCGUGACGGAAUUUUCUUUUCAUUAAUUUUAGUGAAACCAAAAGCUUAAUUCAGAAUUUAUCUAUUAGCCUCACAGGCUCCCUAGGUGGCCGCCGCGCGAGUCAUAAGAGUAGUGAAGCUCAAAUUAUAUCACAACCAAACCGAAACAUGGCUGAUUAGGGGACUGUUACUCUACUAUACGCGGGUGUAACCUGGACAUCAGCAGCGGAUCGACACCAGCCAUCGGCACGACAAUUCGAUGGCAAAGUACAGUUGACUGAGGUUGUUAUUGUUUGUCAGGGUGUAAAAUUAAGUGUUUCUUGCUCGGGGCUGCGUAAAGUUCAUGCUUGUCCUUUAUGCUUUAGAGAUGACGCCUACGGGCUCAUUGGGCGUGAACAAAGAAGAGAUGAAAUCCAAGAAAAUCAAAAGAAAACCAAACGCCACCAUGACUAGCUGUCGGCACGCGAUACUCCUUCUUCCCGCUGCAUGCCCGCGGGCUGGAUGCAGGCGUCUUUCGCUUGAUGCAAGCCAACCUACUGCUGCA